CUUUUCCUCUUUUCUCUCUCUCUCUCUCUUUUUCCCUUCUCUACUAUCGCAUAAUUGUGUGUAUCAAUAAAGAUACAAUUGAUUUUACUUGAACUAAGUUCUCAUUGCCUCUUUUUGCACUCUGAAAUCAAAAUGAACCAUCACGACCAUCCUUUGGCUCGUGACAUUAAAAUUGGCGUCACCGUGACAGGAUCCUGAUAGACAGAGGGGUUGCAGGUUGUCUAUAGUCUGUAACAGGAGGAGGAAUUCCUCGCAUACUGUAGACACCUAGGUAAAAGCAUCCCUAUACUCUAUUGAGGUGUAUGUGUCUUCAGGAUUUCACAAAAGAUCUCCUAGUGCAAAAAGAGAAAUUGUUUUUUGUGUAAGCUGUCCUGUUGAGCGAAGGGACAACUUGUAGUAACUAAACAGUGCCUCGGCAGACAGGGUUUUGUCCCUUUACCCACCCCAGGGAAAGAGGGGAGACGCAGCGUAGCUCUGUGUGUGUACAACCAAGCAUUACCUCCCUGUAGUGGUUUUCUGAUCCCCUUCCCAAAAUGAUUGAUGAUUUUACACAUAAAACUACAUUUUAUGCUCUACUAAGUAAACACAAUUCCACACCCUCUCCAGAGGUGGAAUUUUGGGCUAAUAAUAACUGGUUUAAUUUGGAGAGUGUGGUUGAUAAAUAUGUUCUUUACAACAUGAAACAAAAUUUAAACUGGGCAAAAAUAAAACCAUACUCUGCUCAGUUCUGGGAGCCUGCCUUACGGCAGCUGUAGAAACUCGCUUUAAGCGAAGAAGUGAAGAAAAUGCAAUAAUUGACUCCCUUCAAAAUUUAGUUGAAAUUUUGCAAAAUGAAAACCAUUUGCUGCGAGAUGAAAAUAUUUUGCUACGGACUGCCUUGGGAGAUGAAUUUUCUAAAAAUUUAGAGAAUGCUGACUUCCCAAAAAAGGCAGAGGAAAAAGAAACUCCUCACAUUAAUCAGAUUUACCCCCAGAAAGAAUUAGUGUUAGUAAAAAAUUGUGGGGAACGCUGCUGCCCUAACACAACAUCUCUAGUUAAAACAAAAUGCAACUAUAUUAAUGAUGAAGAUUCAGACCCACAUAUAACCACUAAAGAAAUCCCAGACACCUCCAGUGAAUUAUCUAAGCUAAAAGGAGAGUACUCGCGUUUCCCUCACGAGCUGGAGACAAAACAUGUUUCUCGAGUAUCUCUCAGUGGUGGAGAUCAAAUUAAAUUGACAGAACAAGAAGUUAGUGGGUACUGGGGACAUGGAGUUUUCUUAACAAUAAGAGACGAACGUAACCCGUGGUCCCUGAUUCAAUGCACAGCUUACUGGGCAGAGGGGUUUAACCCCUUGGAAAAGGGAGACCAUUUAACUUUAAUUGGUACUCCCAAACAGCCCGUGGAAAACAUUCGCAAAGCUGCCUGCUUGCAAAUGAUACAUGAUGAACCACCAAUGCAAUUGCCUGUAGAGGCUGAAAUUAUGAUUCCUUUAAUUCAAAAGCUUUUGGAAUCACUUAAACCUAUAGCAAUUGUUUUAAGUUCUGUAGAAAAGCUAGACAGAUCACUCGGAAACCCGAGUGAACCAACCGGAUCUACAGAUCGCGGUUUCAGUCCUCAUCCUACCCCCUCCCAGCCCCCAGCCCCUCAAUCUAAUUCACCUGCCGGUGAUCGUAAUGUCUGUGUAUUAAGUGAAAUUGCAGUAGAAGUGACCAACUAUGUUAAAACUCCUAGUAGUGAAAAACCAGAGAAAAGAAAACAUCACUAGCCGUCAACAUUUGUUGCUAUUAGAUAUUAAAAAAGGGGUCCCCAAAGAAAACCCAAAUUUGCCAGGGCAACCCCUCCCUAAAAAAUCACAGCCAAGUACACACCUUUCUUCUGAGAAUCUGGGCAGUGAGCCCAGAAACAAUCUAACAGUUCAACCCACCGCACCCUCCCCCUCUCAGCACCCAGGCAACAAACCAAAGCGAAGCCUUCCUUCUCAAGGGAACCGACAUUCAUCCACCCUUGCCCACCCUGCUUUGGCCCAAGAAUUAGAAAAAAUACCCAUAGCUGACAAUGUAGCUGUUUACCAAUGCAUCGAUGAUAUUUUUGUGGGUAGGGAUGAAAUAGAAGUGGAGGAUGCCCAACAGAAAAUAAUCUCCAACUUAGAAAGCUUUGAUCUACAAAUUUCCCCUGAAAGUAAAAUUUCUGAGAAUUUGAUGGAAAAGAAGCGUGACAUGCAUGUGGUAACCUCCUUCGAUCAAAUUAAAAUGCCAGAAUCUACGAAGGAACUGCAACAAGUUUUAGAGCUACUAGCGUUUUGGAGAAAACACAUUCCUGAUUUUUCUAUAAUUGCCAGACCCCUUUACAGCUUGCUAAGAAAAGGUAAAAUUUGGGAAUGGGGUGAUUCUCAUCAGGAGGCUUUAAAAUUGUUAAUUUUUGAGGCAACUGCUCACCAAGCACUUGGUCCUACUUAUCCUACAGAUCCUUUCCAGAUGGAAUGGGGUUUUGCUUUUUCAGGAUUGUCAGUGCAACAACCUGUUGUCCUGAGAGGCCCUUUUAAAGUCAUUAAAGCAGUUAUUCCAUAUUCAACCCCCCCACCUGACGGGGUGGCUGAAGGAGCCUCACUCGAAGCUGUUAAAAAAUCUGACAAUGAACUUGGAUGGCAGCCCAGACAAACCUGCCUCAGUCACUGAAACAGCCCCUCCCUUUUGCCCCAAGCAGUCUCACCUUACUGCAGAAAUUGUCCCAGAUUGGGCAAAACGUGAAAAGAUCAAAUGGGCUUCUCAUACUUAUUAUGGAUGGGAGGCUAACAAGUGUUCCAAAAUCACUGCUUUUUGCCCGGCAGUUCCAAGCAUAAACACACCCUGGAUAAUUCCUUCAUACUAACUUUUCUGUCUUUGGAGGCAGAUUCUGUUGUGUUUACUUUUCACAGGAGAACUCCGAGGGACAUAAAGACCACAUAAAACUAUGAUAAAACUGGUGAUAUUUUUAAACAUUAUUGGUGUUAUAAGAAGAAAAUUAAGAAUUUUAAAUAGUAUUGAUUUAGAAUAGUCAUCCUUAUUGGCCUUGAGAACGACUCAGUAGCUAAAUGUGAAUGAUCACAAAUUGAUAAUUGAUCACAAAACUAAAUCUUUUAGCUCUUAGCUGCCUCCAGUCUCAGUAGUGGAUGCAGUUAAUGGCUGCCUCAAUUAUAAAAGAAGGCAGUUUUUCUACUGAAAUUUGGAAGGUAAUUUGGAACAAUGCCAAUGAUUUCGAAAGAGAUUUUCAAUUCUGGUGGAACUUGGUGAAUUUUAUUUAUGACUAUUAUAAAUACAGCCACAGUUUUUGUAUUGACCAUACCUAAUGCUUUAGUACAUUUGAUAUUCCCUAUUACUGUGUAAAGAUUAAAUCAUGAUGGAGCUACUCUCUAUCCUUUCCAGUAUAGGGAAUGGGCCCGUCAAAUUGAUGAGAAAUUGCAAACUGUUAAUUUAGAAUUUUGUAUUGUUUGGGAACAACAAAGGUUUAUUUGUGAAAGUAAUAAAAUUACAUUUGUUUGGACAUAGAACAAAAUAUUUCUCACUUUUGAAGUUUAUCCUAACGAGACUCCUGAAACAGUGCUUCUAUAUGUAAGCAAUGGAUGUGUAUGCUUUUGGACUGCUUGUGAUGUUGUAACUGUAGAAAAUGUUAUAUUAGAUACUAAAAAUCAUUUGAAUUUUUGUGCUUGUAACUUUACUAAAAUUACAGCCUGUGAUUUUUCUUUUUCAGUUCCAGUUACUUCUUACCAGCUUUUACAAUCUAAUUACACACUGAUCCACAAGCUAUGGCCUACCCUGAUUGGGAUGAACCUCACUUUGUCCUGAAGACUUCAGAACAACGCAACGAACUCGGCUGAUGGAGCUCUCCUGACAACCAGUUGUGAGUCAUGGGGUGGUGUAAGAGUCUGUCUGAAAAUCCCUCAUCUGCCUCACGACUGUCAGGAACCAAGACCCCCAAGGACCCUGGGCCACAGCACAGGAGUUCUGGCCUGAUUGAGGUGGGACCCAGGCUUCUCCUUGCAGCUGCACCCACUGGACCAAGACGCCCUCCUCAGGGACCCAUGCAAGAACAACGGACACUGUCACGGUUCCUGGGCCGUGUUUGCAGAGGCCGUGUUUGCUUUGACUGACUGUGCUGUACCUGCUGCAGAGCCCAGACCUGCUUGUCCCAAACCUGCCUCAUCUGAAUGGUUGCACCUGAUUCUCAGAGCAAUGGGCCUCCUCACAGUGACUCUUGGGUGCUCCCCCCAUGUUGGCCGGGUGCCCCCUGCUUCUGCCUGCAUUGGCUGGGUGCCCCCUGCUUCUGAAAUGACUAUAAAAGCUUCCCCCUGCGACUCACACUUUGAGGCCCUCCUCGGCGGACGACGGAUCUAUUGAUGCGUGCCACCAGGACUGCGAAGGUGGUCUAUUGGUACCAGCGUCACGAGGACUCACGUCUGUUCAGUUGGUAGCUAUACCACCCUUUUCCUCUUUUCUCUCUCUCUCUCUCUCUUUCCCUUCUCUACUAUUGCAUAAUUGUGUGUAUCAAUAAAGAUACAAUUGAUUUUACUUGAA
Messenger RNA from Prinia subflava (tawny-flanked prinia), 4532 nucleotides. RefSeq lists its product as uncharacterized. The transcript is spliced from 2 exons. Lineage: Eukaryota; Metazoa; Chordata; Aves; Passeriformes; Cisticolidae. The coding region runs from base 1698 to 2657 and encodes 319 amino acids. The record is from RefSeq and is a predicted model, not a curated record.